Molecule: messenger RNA, 2485 nt
Organism: Electrophorus electricus (electric eel)
Lineage: Eukaryota; Metazoa; Chordata; Actinopteri; Gymnotiformes; Gymnotidae
Biological process (GO): regulation of DNA-templated transcription
Cellular component (GO): nucleus; chromatin
Molecular function (GO): DNA binding; transcription coregulator activity
Source: RefSeq, a predicted model, not a curated record
CAGUAGGUCUGAAAGAAUGCGGAGAAUGUGGAUUGUACUAAUUACCAGCCAUAUGUAGAGAAAAAAGCCUACAUUUUUGAUGGAACAUUGAAAACAUAGCUACUUAUUUAUGAACUCCAUUUUUAUUAUCAAAACCCGAUAAUGUUCAGGAACACAAUUGUUUGCUUUUUUAUUACAAACGUGUACAUUGUAUUUUGUGUGUAUUUAACGUUUAAUUUGUAUUUUGUGUUCAUAGGCGUAUGUAUUUUGUAUUCAGGAGGGAUAUACUUUUUGCAUUCAAGUUUGCAUUCAUUCAUGGUUCAUUCAUCCAACCUAAUGAUCGCAUUCGUUAUCCCUGAAGACUCCCCCCAAACCUCCGGCAGGACUGUGUGUGAGGUCCAUGCUUCUGUGAGGUGAGCAGCUCUGGGCAGGAUGGAAGAGGAGCUGAGUGGAGCAGAAGGAGAGCCAGCUGUGGCGGUGGCAGCCGAGGCUCUACCAGCACCCCGGCGAGGCAGGGGUCGACCUCGCAAACAACCGCAGGAGCCUGUCAAUCCUGCUGCUCCCAGAAGGCCAAGGGGAAGACCGAGAGGGAGCAAGAACAAGACCAAGCGUGCUAUCCCCACAGUAGAGCCACAAAGGGUAAGAAGACCUCGUGGCCGGCCAAGAAAAUGGCCUCAAACAAUUCAGCAAGAAGAACCACAACUUCAGGGAGAAGAGGCAGAGCUAGAAGAGAUCCAGCCCACACAAACACCGCCCUCACCAUUGCCAGAGGAGGAGCGUGUCUAAAACUACCUCACUGGUUGGUCUGAGACUCUAAUGUGUUUUAUAGGCUGAUUUAGACAGGUUGGCUUUUUUUUUCUGAUUUAUCAUACGUUUCUUGAUAAAAAUAUAUAAGGCUUAGGAUCUUGCCCAGUUUGAAAUGCAUUGAUUUCAGUCAAAUAUCAACAAUAACAAAACAAAUCAGGGAAACAGGACCUAUUCUAAGCAUUGUGAAAAGCAAUCAGUCUAAGGCUUUGGUUUAAUGCAUUGAAAAGGGAACAUAUCUUUUUAAGUCUAACUUAAACCACAUACAUCUAUUUAUAUACAGGAUAUACAUAUCUAAUGAUAGAAUAUCUAAAGCCACACUGUGAGAGAGAAAAGUAAAUUGGAAGUGGGCAUUUCUCUCUACUGUAUCAAUGUAGGCAUAUAGAUGUUUAAAUCAGAGCCUUUAACAUUUAUCACAACUGACACAUUUUUAUUUCAUAGAUCUGACACAUCUGAUCUGUUCUUAGCACAGAAAACCAUCAUACAGGGCCGUUUCAGGUCUAAAUGAAGCCACAUUUAUUCAUGUCAAUUAGUCUGUGUGAUUAUGAUGUUUUGUACUUCACCACUUAAUAUCUGUAAUCAUCACUUAUAUCUGUGCACUUCUUUUUUUUUCCUCAUCUGUGAAAUAUUUAAUAUUUCUUUACACUGUGAGAGGUCUGUCCAUUAGCAAUGGAAGCUUGUCCACAGAUAACCUUCUUCUGUUCUUCAUGGACAUGCUGACAAAAUAAUUUAUAGCGUGCAAAGGUUAGCAGUAACAUCAGUUAACAGAUGACCACCCUUAAUUAUUAUUAACACAUUUAUACUUAUAUAGAGCGAUAUUAAAGGCACAUACUAACAGCCAUUUGAAUUUUAAUUUUGCUCAGGACAUGCUCUCAGUGAUCAAAUUUAAACCAAAGACUUGAAAAUUGUAGUUUACAGUUUUUGCAGGGCUUCUUUCUCCUAUGGUUAGCCCUUGACAUGUGUUGCUUUUAUGUGCUAAUGUCAGUGUUUACAGUGGAGUGAAUAGUUGAAUAUUUAAACUGCAGUGAAAAAAGUUAAAACAUGUUUUUACAGUAAAGCAUAUUGAUUAGGGCAUUUUCUGCUGCAUAUCUGUAAAACUUGAUACAGAAUGUAUUAGACUUUGAAAUAAUUAAUUUUAGAUAUAAAAGUGAAUUUGAAACAUAAUUUUAAACAAAGUUUACUACAACAUUUACCACAAAAGUACAGCUUUGGUGGAAUUUAAAGAUGCAGUAAACAGUGGGAUACAGUACCUCAGUACAUAUACCUCCAGAUUGUGUCUUUUCCUCUACCUGGCAAGUCUGUGGAGUAUUACUUUGUUUUGUCAUUACCUACAUUGCUGUGCUUGUCUAUAAUUGUGCUGAUUUGCAGUAAGGCAUCUGUAUAGGAAUUGUCUUCCUGUGCCAUUAAUUCAUUUUAAUACUACAUAAAUUAACAGAAUUGAAUAAUGUUAUAUGCAAGGAAGAGUACAUACAAUAAGCAGUGUACACAUUGUACAUUUGUAAGAAUACAUUAACAGGAGUAAAAUUCUACACUGUAUGAAAUGUUUCAAAACAUUAUGCCUCAUAUCUCAGCUCAGGUUACUAUUCACCAUAAGAGUUUAAGAACAUAAGAGUCCCAUUCACUAACGUCAACUCAAAUAAUUAUUUUUCUUUACCUCAUUUUUAUGUUUCUUCAUGUACUAAAUAAAGUCACUGUAAAACAA